GGGGAAGACAAGGAAACAUGAAACAGAAGGAAAAGGAAUUUGGUCUGAGUGGACAGUGCCACUGAUCCACCUACACCAGUACUUGCAGUGAGGGCUUACCCCUACAUGAAAAUGGACGGCCCAUUACAUGGCCUUGGUAAUGGCACUCAUUUUUGUAACAGCUGCUCAGAGUUGGAGGUUCACUCUGAGUGGGUCAUUUUCCCUCUGUAUAGAAAAAUGGUCUUUUUGAAGUGUUACUCACCAACUAUGGCAUUGUCACCAGUCAAUCAUUUAAAUAAGCAAUUCACAGGUUGAAACAAAGCCAGUGGAGAAAAAGAAACAGGAAAGUGAGUGAUCAAGUACAUUAGGUUUUCUCCAUUCCCUACUUUUGUUUCUAGAAGAACUUUUUGGGAACUGCUUCCUUUCACCAGCAAGUCCUGAACAUUUGCCUUGGACAUGAAUGCUCGAAAAGAAUUACAGGACCGAGCCAUCGUCAGGAUAGCAGCUCACUUGCCAGACCUCAUUGUCUAUGGAGAUUUCUCUCCAGAGCGACCCUCCGUGAAAUAUUUUGAUGGAGUCCUGAUGUUUGUUGAUAUUUCAGGUUUUACGGCAAUGACUGAGAAGUUCAGCACAGCCAUGUACAUGGACCGAGGGGCUGAACAGUUGGUGGAGAUCCUCAACUACUACAUAAGUGCAAUAGUGGAGAAAGUGUUGAUUUUUGGAGGAGACAUCCUAAAAUUUGCAGGUGACGCACUGCUAGCCUUGUGGAAGGUGGAACGAAAGCAACUGAAAAAUAUUAUCACGGUGGUAAUUAAAUGUAGCCUGGAGAUCCAUGAGCUGUUUGAGACUAAGGAGACUGAAGAAGGCCUAGAUAUCCGGGUCAAGAUAGGAUUGGCUGCUGGCCACAUCACUAUGCUGGUCUUUGGAGAUGAAACAUGCAACUACUUUUUGGUAACCGGCCAGGCAGUGAAUGAUGUACGCCUUGCACAGAACAUGGCCCAGAUGAACGAUGUCAUUCUGUCACCAAACUGCUGGCAGCUUUGUGACCGGAGCAUGAUUGAAAUUGAGAGGAUUCCAGACCAGCGAGCAGUUAAGGUUAACUUCUUAAAACCACCUCCUACUUUUAACUUUGAAGAAUUUUUCACAAAGUGUAUGACUUUCAUGGAUUAUUAUCCUUCUGGUGACCACAAAAACCUCCUGAGGCUUGCGUGCAUGCUGGAGCCUAAUCCUGAGCUGGAGUUGGCCCUACAAAAGUACGUGAUGGAAAGCAUUUUGAAGCAGAUUGUUGACAAACAGCUUCAGGGUUAUUUGUCUGAGCUUCGGCCAGUGACAAUUGUGUUUGUGAACUUGAUGUUUAAAGAGCAAGACAAAGCAGAAGUCAUUGGCCCGGCCAUCCAGGAUGCCUGUGUGUACAUCACUUCUGUCCUGAAGGUCUUCCGAGGUCAGAUCAAUAAAGUCUUCAUGUUUGACAAGGGCUGCUCCUUCCUCUGUGUCUUUGGUUUCCCUGGGGAAAAGGCACCUGAUGAGGUUACUCAUGCUUUGAAAAGUGCUAUGGAUAUAUUUGACUUCUGCUCUCAGGUCCACAAGAUCCAUACUGUCUCCAUUGGCGUUGCCAGCGGGAUUGUCUUCUGUGGAAUUGUUGGACACACUGUGAGACACGAGUACACAGUCAUUGGUCAAAAAGUCAACAUAGCUGCCAGGAUGAUGAUGUACUACCCUGGAAUCGUGACCUGUGACUCUGUCACCUACAAUGGCAGCAACCUACCACCCUACUUUUUUAAAGAGCUUCCAAAGAAAGUUAUGAAAGGUGUUGGAGAUUCUGGACCAAUCUAUCAGUGUUUGGGCCUUAAUGAGAAAGUCAUGUUUGGUAUGGCGUACCUCAUAUGCAACAGAAAUGAGUGUUACCCUUUGCUGGGACGUGACAAGGAGAUCAGAUACUUCAUGUGCUCUAUGAAGAAAUUUUUGAUGUCUAACUGCAGCCAAGUCCUAAUGUAUGAGGGAAUAUCGGGAUGUGGAAAAAGCCAGAUACUUAUGGAAAUUGAGUAUCUGGCCCAAGGUGAGAGCCACAGGACUAUUGCUAUUGCACUGACUAAGGUCAGCUUCCAUCAAAAUUUUUACACUAUCCAGAUAUUCAUGGCCAAUGUACUAGGCCUGGAUACUUGUAAACAUUACAAAGAACGGCAGAGCAACCUUCAGAAUAAAGUCAAGACACUGUUGGAUGACAAGUUCCAUUGUCUUCUUAAUGACAUUUUCCAUGUCCAGUUCCCUAUUUCACGAGAGAUGUCCAAGAUGAGCACCUUGAGAAAGCACAAGCAUUUGGAAACCCUGUUUAUGAAGAUCUUAGAGCAAACAGUGAGAGAAGAAAGGAUUAUUUUCAUCAUUGAUGAGGCCCAGUUUGUGGAUUCGGCCUCCUGGGCCUUUAUGGAGAAACUCAUCCACACUGUUCCCAUCUUCAUUAUCAUGGCCUUGUCUCCCUUUGAGAAUCCCUGUUCAGCUGCUGAUGCCCUCAUGAAGAACAGAAACACCACCUAUGUCACCCUUGGUGCAAUGCAGCCGAAGGACAUCCGCAACAAGGUCUGUCUCGAUCUCAAUGUGAGCAGCAUCUCUAAAGAGCUGGACUCGUACCUGGUAGAGGGAAGCUGUGGGAUUCCAUAUUACUGUGAAGAAUUGCUAAAGAAUCUUGACCAUCACAGGGUUCUCCUUUUCCAACAAAUGGAAUCUGAGGAUAAGACAAAUGUGACCUGGAGUAACAUGUUCAAGAAUCUCAUUAAACCAACAGAGGAAAUAAGUAUGUUUACUAUCACUAAAGAAGAGGGAAGUCAGGUCUGUAAUCUUGCAAGUGGUGUUAGACUGAAAAAUUUGUCACCCCCAUCAUCAUUAAAAGAAAUCUCUCUGGUCCAGCUGGAUAGCAUGAGCCUUUCCCACCAAAUGUUGGUGAGAUGUGCAGCCAUCAUUGGUCUGACCUUCACAACAGAGUUGUUGUUUGAGAUUCUCCCUUGUUGGAAUAUGAAGAUGAUGAUAAAGGCCCUGGCUACCCUAGUGAAAGCAAAUGUUUUUUAUUGUUUCCGGAAUAGCAAGGAACUUCGAUUGGCCCUGAAACAGAAUGUGGCCUCAUUUGAGGUGCAUUAUCGCUCCUUGUCACUGAAGUCCAGUGAAGGGUUGGCUUGUGGUAAAGAGGAAGAGCUCCAUGAAAUGGAAGGCGAGGUGAUUGAGUGCCACAUCAUCCGGUUCUGUAGGCCUAUGAUGCAAAAAACAGCCUAUGAGCUGUGGCUUAAGGAUCAGAAGACAGAAAUGCAUUUGAAAUGUGCCCGUUUUUUAGAAGAAAAUGCUCACCGAUGUGACCACUGCAGAAGCAGGGACUUCAUUCCCUAUCACCAUUUCACAAUGGACAUCCGGCUCAACACUUUGGACAUGGAUACCGUCAAGAAGAUGACUAAGUGCCACAAAUUGCAAAAUGAAGAAGAUACCAUCUUUUCUAAAUCAGAGAUGCCUAAGAAAUCUGAAUUAUUUUCUGAAAGUCUCAGUCCUCAAGAAAUAAGGGAAAAGAUCUUAGGGUUCUUUGACAUCAUUAUAGCCAAAUUAAGAACAUCUCAGGAAGACAUUACCCCGCUGGAGUCCUGCCAGUGUGAGGAGAUCCUGGAGAUGGUCGUCUUGCCUCUGGCCCAACAUUUUCUGGCUUUGGGAGAAAAAAACAAAGCCUUGUAUUACUUCUUAGAAAUUGCCUCUGCUUAUGUCAUUCUGCAUGAUAACUACAUGGCUUUCAAGUAUUUGAAUGAAGGAGAAAGGUUGCUGAAAAUUCUCAAGAAAGAAAACUCUGGGAGUCAGACUUUUGAGGCUGCCACUUUUUAUAGCCUCAAAGGUCAGGUUUGUUUUAAUAUGGGCCAAAUGGUGCUUGCCAAGAAAAUGCUGAGGAAGGCACUGAAGCUCCACAACCGGGUCUUUCCUUAUAACUUGGUCUCCCUGUUUCUCCAAACCCAUGUUGAGAAAAACAGACACUUUCGUUUUGUGAAUCAGCAGGCCGAAGAGAGCUUACCUCCAGGGAAGAAGAGGCUGGCUCAACUCUACCAGCAAACCACCUGCUUCUCCUUGCUGUGGCAGAUCUAUAACUUAAGUUGUUUUUUUCACCACAAAUAUUAUGGCCACCUGGCAGCUAUGAUGCAAGUGAAUUCUGCACUGGAAACUCAAAAUGAUUUUCAGAUCAUUAGGGCUUACCUGGACUAUUCGCUGUACCACCAGCUGAAUGGCUAUAAGGAUGUGUGGUUCAAAUAUGAAGUCAUGGCCAUGGAGCAGGUCUGGAACCUCCCACUAAAAGGCGAGGGCAUUGAAAUUGUGGCAUAUGUGGCUGAUACACUGGGCUACAUCAAGUUCAUAAAGGGUCACCUGGACUUGGCCAUUGAGUUAGGCUUUCGAGCUCACAAGAUUUGGGCACUGCUCCAGAAUCCCAACAAACACUAUAUGGUCCUCUGCAGACUUAGUAAAUCUCUCUUCUUGAAAAAUAGAUACAAGCAAUUGAUCUGGGUGCUGGGGUGGCUAUGGGAUCUUUCUGUAGCAGAAGAGCACAUCUUCAGCAAGGCAUUUUUCUAUUUUGUCUGCUUGGAUAUCAUGCUUUAUUCUGGCUUUGUUUAUAGAUCAUUUGAAGAAUGUCUGGAAUUCAUAAAUCAUAAUGAAGACAACAGAAUUCUCAAGUUCCAAAGUGGACUCCUCCUGGGACUUUAUUCCUGCCUAGCUAUCUGGUAUGGCAGACUUCAGGAAUGGGAAAACUUUCACAAAUUUUCUGAUAGAGCUAAAAAUCUAGUGCCAAGAAGAACCCCAACUGUUCUGUACCACGAAGGAGUCAUUAGGUAUAUGGAAGGGCAAGUUCUCCACCUUCAGAAGCAAAUCGAAGAACGAUCCGAGAAUGCCCAGGACAAGGGGGUUGAGCUGCUCAAGAACUUACAGAACAUUAUAGCUCAGAAUAUCACUGGCCUUGUGUUCCACCCAAGGCUCUACCACUUGAUGGCCUAUGUCUGCAUACUAAUGGGAGAUGGUGAGAACUGUGAUCUCUUCCUGAACAUAGCCUUGGAGCUCUGUGAAACACAGGGGAAUGUGCUGGAGAAAUGCUGGCUAAACAUGAGCAAGGAAUGGUGGUAUUCAAGUUCUAACUCUGAGUUAACAGAAAACCAAUGGCUUCAAACAAUCCUGACGCUCCCAACAUGGGACAAAAUUGUAUCAGGCAAGGUAAACAUUCAGGAUGUUCAAAGAAACAAAUUCCUGCUGAGAGUUAAUAUCCUGGACAAUCCUUUCUAACACUUCCUGAAGGAGGACAGAGACCCAGUGAGAGCCAUUCCUCUACC
Molecule: messenger RNA, 5312 nt
Organism: Castor canadensis (American beaver)
Lineage: Eukaryota; Metazoa; Chordata; Mammalia; Rodentia; Castoridae
Gene: Adcy10
Product: adenylate cyclase 10
Biological process (GO): intracellular signal transduction; cyclic nucleotide biosynthetic process
Cellular component (GO): cytoplasm
Molecular function (GO): adenylate cyclase activity
Source: RefSeq, a predicted model, not a curated record